CCUGAGAGAGAGAGGAAGUUAACAAAACGCACCUGUAAAGGUGCAUAAAUCGAUAUUGAAGUCUUUCCAAUGAAUUGAUCUGCAAAACUGACAUUGAAGUAGAGAGAGGUGAUCUUUAGAAGAAUAUUGAUCAAGGUCUUCAUGCCAUUGUAUUGGAAGAAUCCUCUGGUUUUCCUACUCUGCCUUUUAAAAGAUAUUAGUUUGGAUUUUCAAGAAUCAAGAACCAGCGAUGAAUAUCUCGGCCAUUUUGAUAUUAGCUUUGAUAUUUGGGAGUGCAAGCUCCUGUUAUUUGGACAAGUAUAUGCAUACACUUUCUGGGCCAGUUCAAGGAUUUUUAAAUGAUAUCAAUCAAGACCCCGUGGAGGUAUUUUUAGGUAUACCCUAUGCACAACCACCUAUUGGGAAGCUAAGAUUCCAAAAACCAAAACCCUUAAAGCCAUGGACUAAAACCUUGGAAGCCAUUCAAAUGCCUCCAGCAUGUGCCCAGUACACGCCAUAUCCUUUCCCAUGGGUUGAUACCUUGCCUGGCAAAAGUGAAGAUUGUCUUUACUUGAAUAUUUAUUCUCCUAUUGAUGCCAAAAACGGAAGCAAUUUGGCAGUUUUAUUUUGGAUCCAUGGAGGGGGAUUUACGUAUGGAUCCAAUCGGAUGGAUGUUUACGAUGCAAGUGCUCUCGCUGUCCACGGAAAUGUAAUUGUCGUAACCAUAAACUACCGGAUGGGUGUUUUCGGAUUUGUAACUUCUAAUACAGAAGAUGCACCAGGAAAUGUAGGCAUGUACGAUAUGUUAAUGGCACUGCAAUGGGUAAACGAUAAUAUUGAAUCAUUUGGCGGCGAUAAGAACCGAAUCACUUUGUUUGGCGAAAGUGGAGGAUCCAUAGCCAUAAGCUUACUUUGUAUUUCCCCUCUUACCAAAGGUCUGUUCAGCAAAGCAAUUUUGCAAAGUGGGACAGCUAUUUUACUCAAAUCCAACCAACUGGAGCCCAAUCUCGAGCACACUCAACGUCUAGCAGAAGCUGUUGGCUGCGCAUCUAAAGCAAAAACUAUUAAGAAUGAUCCAGAAUCUGUACUUGGUUGCUUAAGAAGCAAAACGGCCCAUCAACUUGCUCGCGUCUUCUGGUCAUUCAAUCCCACAUCCACUCGUUCCUUCUUCCCACAAUAUGGCGACGGUCUGCUUCCCAGGAAUGCCUUGGACGAAAUCCGUAAAGGCAACUUCCACAACAUUCCCAUCUUGACCGGCAACACCAGAGAUGAAGGAUCUUUCCAGAUUACCACUAAACAACCCGAAGUUUUUGGAUUCUUUGGACAUAAAAACCCCAUCAUCAACAAAACACAAGCUGAGAAUAUGAUCCGAGAGAUUUUUCGUAGCUCUGACAAUCCUGAAAAGUAUGUUGAACAUUAUCUGGGGAAUAUACCAGAUGAUGAUUUCGAUGCCAUUAAGAGGCAAGUUUACACUGCAUCUGGAGACAGCAGUCUUCUGUGCGAGACAGUCUACUUCGCUGAAAGUUACGCCGAUAGAGGGAAUGAUGUAUACUUUUAUCUGUUCGCUCAUAGACCGAGUAAUACUCCUUGGUCUUCUUGGAUGGGGGCAGCGCAUGCUGAAGAAGUGCAGUUUGUUUUCGGACGACCGAUCAGAAAACCAUAUCUUUAUGAGCCGCAAGAAGUAGCACUGAGCAGAAAAAUGAUUGAUAUCUGGACGAAUUUUGCAAAAAAUGGGGUCCCAAGUGAUUCAUUCAACUGGCCAAAAUAUUCUAAGGAAAAUCCUACUUUUGUUUACAUAGAUGCACAUUUUGAAGGAGAUAAGUAUGGAACAGGUCCUCAUCUUGAAAAUUGCAACGUCAUGAGAGACCAUUUUGGAUUUUAAAUUGUUAUGCAUACUGUUUUGUUAUAUAUAAUGCACAUUACUUAUUUUAUGCAUGUUGUUGAGAAUUUUCAUUUCUUGGAACUUCAGUUGUUACUUUCUAUAUAAUGAUUGACUGAAAGUUUUUGACCGUUGAGAAAUUUUAU
Argiope bruennichi is the source of this 2004-nucleotide messenger RNA. Its product is annotated as acetylcholinesterase-1-like. Gene Ontology annotation, cellular component: plasma membrane. Gene Ontology annotation, molecular function: acetylcholinesterase activity. NCBI's taxonomy places the organism in Eukaryota, Metazoa, Arthropoda, Arachnida, Araneae, Araneidae. Bases 230 to 1861 code for a protein of 543 amino acids. Gene Ontology annotation, biological process: acetylcholine catabolic process; choline metabolic process. The record is from RefSeq and is a predicted model, not a curated record. The transcript is spliced from 5 exons.